This is a messenger RNA of Paramecium tetraurelia, 576 nucleotides long. RefSeq lists its product as uncharacterized. The record is from RefSeq and is a predicted model, not a curated record. The transcript has 4 exons. NCBI's taxonomy places the organism in Eukaryota, Ciliophora, Oligohymenophorea, Peniculida, Parameciidae. Gene Ontology annotation, cellular component: retromer complex; endosome. Gene Ontology annotation, biological process: retrograde transport, endosome to Golgi; intracellular protein transport.
AUGGCUGACGACUACGAUGAAGAAUUUGGAGAGCUUGGAUUAGUGAUUGGUGAUUUUAAUAUUCCAUCAAGAGCGUCUGAUUUACCCCCUUAAUUCAAGGAUCUUUUAGUCCCCAAUAAAGUGUAAUAUGUAUUUUGCACAGGAAACAUUGGGAAUAGAGAAACAACAGAUUGGGUAAAGACAUUAUCUGGAAAUACCCAUUUCGUCAAAGGAGACUUUGAUGAGUCUAAAGAUAUUCCUGAAACAAAAAUCAUAUAGAUUGGUUCAUGGAAAUUAGCUUUAGUUCAUGGUCAUCAAAUUAUCCCUGCUGGAGAUGAUGAAUCAUUAUACACAUUCUUGAAAGAGAUGGAAGCAGAUGUGCUUAUAACAGGAUUUACUGGUGUCGCUAAGGUUUCAGCUGUAGAGAAAAAAUAUAUUAUCAAUCCUGGAUCAGUCACAGGAGGUUUUAAUGGAUAAUAAUAAUCUAUUCCAUCAUUUUUAAUUUUAGAAUUUAAAAAGGAAAAAAUUUAAGUUUUUAUUUACACUCUAGAUGGAGAUGUAAAAAUAGAUAAGCAAGAGUUACCAUUAUAGAAAUGA